AUGCCCCGGACGCACGUCGUCCUUCUGUUGGCGUUUUGGUAUGCUUUGGCAGAUGACCAAACAAUUCAGGAAGCUGUUAACAAAGUGGCGCUAGAUCAAGAUAUCGCCACAGUUCUUCUGGGACCGAGUGACGGUGUCCACGGACGCUUCCUGAGUGUACGUCCUACUGUAGGUGUUGUCACAUCUACAGCACGAACGUUUAUACAGGAGGGUGCAACUACGGAAUUCGCUAGUCACAUAGUGGCUACGCGAUUAGCUGAUGGUCGGAUAGCUCAUUUAUUGGCUCGAACUUCACGUGUAUUUUAUGAUGAUCACGAGCGUUCUCCCAAACCUGAUCCGCGUCUCAACGAUGUAACAGCGUGGCCUCAUGAGGGUACAUUCAUCGGCAAUACUGACUAUGUAGUUCCAUUGGCAGUAAAAAAUGAAUCCACGACAAUGACAGAAGUUAGAGUUACAAAAUUGAAUUCUACUAAACCCACGAUGUUAAAAACUUCUGUGAAGUAUGGAGAGGUGGGAAAUGUAGCCACCUUCACUGUUAUUUCUGACAAUGAAGCGAUUGGAUCGGAGCGAGAAGUCAGGCGACUUCCCAAUUUUCAACUUGAAACACAUGUGCCGUUUUCACAUAUAACUUACUAUGGGUUUGCAGACUUCACAACUACCGUAGGUGAUACAGUCAUUGUAUUCUCACCAAGUACUGCUACUGCCUAUAUGGCUCAUGUCACAUCAAUUAAAGGCGAUGCAACACUUAUUGAUUUAACUAGCCCCAUAACUACUGAAGAAGUAACUGAAGAAGUAACUGAAGAAGUGACAACUGAAGAGGUGCCAACGAAUAUAAAGAUAAACGAUGUAGUUGAGUCUUCAUCUUUGGAAAUAAUAACACUAAGCACCCCUACCAAAAAUGAGAUCUCUAGCAUAUUUGAAUCACUUCAGCAUGGAACAUCUGAGCAGGAAACUCUGGUAAAGAAUGGAGUAACCACUAUAUUUUUCGAGGAAGAGGCCCUUGAUCCAAGCGAAGUAGAUACAGUAACCACGCAAUUGAUCGAUUGUAUUGGUGACACUUUUACACAUAUCACUAUGUUUGCCACCAUGGAUACUAUAUCUCGAGAGACUGACACAGUGACGCAAUGUACACAAACAACUAAAGCGUUAUUAACGACAACGGACGAAACGACAACGGAACUUCAGCAGACCGUUACUGAAGAAAUUUCCACGAGUGAAAUUACUAUAGAAGCUGAAGAUCAAACAGAAACUACAGAUAUACCAACUGAAGCGCCAGCGGAUAUUGAAGUCAUCUAUAAAACAUUGUACACAACGUAUACUUAUCUUACCACGUUUUUUCAUGCGUCCACAUCGUCUGUGGCUACCAGAAAAGAAGUGGUGACUAAUGUUGUUACCACAACAGUAAUGCCUUCUGUGAUAACACAAUUUUCUGACAUAGUUGAGCUUAUAGAGCCAGAUAGGGAAGCAGUGGCAUACAGCGUCACACCAGAGUUGGCGCGUUCUAUUUCACCCAAAAAUGGAGUUCGCACUGUUUAUACAACCUACACCUAUUUUACUACUAUCUUCGUUGAUGGUGAAACUGAUAUCUCCAGUCGCACGGAAGUAUAUACCAACUACAUAACAGGUAGUGCGUCCCGGGUUUUUGACAACUACAUUACUAUGACACGAUUAACAGAUAAUGUAACAUUAUCAGUUACUGACGUACGCAGCUCAAGUAGUAAUGGUGACAGCGAAGUCCUGGGAAACCAGUUAGAUGACCAGGUGAGCAGCGAGAGUAACAACGAAGAUGUGAUACCUUCGGCUACUCUGUUACUUCAGACAUCUUUCACCACCUUCACAUACUUCACAACAAUGUAUAUGGGCUCAAUGUCAUCUGUCGUAUCGCGUCUCGAAACUGUUACAAACGUUGUAACAGAAACAGUUGACUUGGACAAUGCCAGAACACGAGAGGUUACUUCGGAUUUGAUGCUUCCUAUUACUUACUUUACGACUUUUACCUAUUGGACAACACUUUUUCGAGAUGGUACAACAACCACCACUUCGCGGGAGGAAACUGUAUCAAAUGUAAUAGAAGAAAGCACUCAAGUGACUAGUGUUAAUCCGGAAGCUAUUGCAACUACGCCAUCAACUUUCUUCACUACUUAUACUUAUUUCACUACGUCAUAUAUAGGAGAUGACACAGUACUUCAAAGUCGGUUCGAAACAGUAACCAAUGUAGAAGUACCUUCUGCACGUGCAAUCAAUAUAGCCACGUUGAAUAUAGAUAGUACAAACACCUCAAUGGAACUACAAUCAAACUCAAAAAAUAUUCUGUCACGGAACUAUGGUCGGAUUGUUGAAGCUGACGGUGUAACAACUAUUCUUUUCACCACUGAAGCACUUGGAACACUUAUAAAUGACCUCUACGCUCAGGUGAUCGAGAGCACAUCGACUGUAGUUCUUAACAACGAACAUGCAACUUCGGAACCUACGGAAAGUCUCUCUACGGGGCUAGUUCGUCUUAUUGAUGGCACGAUUGUAAUGAACCACACAACUACGUUAUAUCAAUCUCGUGUAAUUGGUACAAUGAUCGACGGACGGUAUGCUCAAAUAAUCGAGAGUACAUCUCGAUACCUCAUUGACCGUACGCUGGCACCUUUGACGACGGCUCUGCCUACUAUAGAGCCUACAGAAAGUUUAACCGAAUCAUCUGAGGACAGUCAAUUGUUAAUAUCACGGAAACGUACCUUUACACCUGUAAUUCGACCUUUUUCAAGUCGUGCUCGACCUACCUUCAAUCCAAAACGCAAAGGCGCUAGCGCUCUUACUGUUACACGCACUGACCUUACACCCACAAUCAAAGCCACUCCAGCAUUGGAAUCAUCAAAAGGAGCACGAUUUACAACUCGUAAAAUGAUCGUCUCACCAUCUGCGAGUUCUAGUCGACGCUUUACGAGACCUCGUAUUUUAUCGCCCAGCAGUACCCGUCGGACGAUAGCACCAGUGUCUUCUACCAUUGAAGAGUCAAUUGGAAAUAAUAUGAAAUUGCGAAGGCCAACUCUACCAAUUCGCAGAACUUCAAUUUUGGCACUGACGACAACACCACGACCACGACGUGUCAACUUUGGAAACAGGACGCGAAUAUCUUCUCUCUUUCCACCUCGAACGCGCCCUACUGAAAUCGGACAAGAAGUAGACGAGGACCGUUUAUCUCCGACAAGAAGAAAACGUCAAGCAGUAGAGUAUGGUUCCAGGGCUCGUUUUGUGGGAAGACGAACCACUACAACAACAACAACACCAACGUCCGUCUAUAGAAGACGAACAUCAACUAGGGGAAGGUCAAAUUACCGUGGAGUCACUCAACGCCAAAGAGUUACAUCUAGAAGGCCACCCACUCGCACAAGAGGACGGACUGAAAUCUCCGACAAUUUAGUCACAACUAUAGAUGAUACACUCACAGUAACUCACUUAUUGCCGGUAGAAACGAGCUUAUCAGGUCGCCAUUUCGUGACACAGAGUAAAAGUGUGGAAAUAGUACCACCUUCAGGAUACAGUGUAGUUGGGGGCACAACUCUGCUCGGACAAAUGACAAACAUAGUAAAUGGUGGUACUGAGAUAACUCAACUCUGGUUGCGUGAGAGUCCUACAACUACAAUUGUGUUCACUCCGACAACAAUAAGAGGCCGUCGAACAUCGUUCUCACAUGUUGUACCAACUACAGCAUACACAGUGGAACGGCAAGUGUCGACUAUGAUAGACAAUGGUGCUCCGCUAGCCAACAUAUUGUUAUCACAGUUGCUGCUGGGAAAUCUGGGACAACUUGGCCAACUAGGCCAACUGGGGCAGUUGGGACAUCUUGCUAACAUGCUAUCAACCAAUCCACGCCCUGUUACACAUUACCAAACACUCACUACGACAUUUGUAACUAUACUUACCACUGAAGCCUCAACAGUGCUGCCGCUGACGUUCCAUGGCAAACAAGUAUUGACAACAAUCUUUGAUCAAACAUUAUCAACUGUUACGGCAACUGAGUACAUCACAAACACCGUCGUAGAACCCGCUAGUCAGGCACCACAGCUCAGCAAUUUUUUGCUUCCAUUUUUGUUGCAGCAUUCGGAUUUCGACCAUUUACAGACAAUAGAGGAUGAGUCUCCUCGUGCUAGUACAUCUAUAAUUACACUUUUUGUGAGCGGUCGAACACCGGGAGACUUUAGUACACUGCUAUCGACGGUAGUAGAUCGGCCCAAACGAACUGCAUUGCUAACCACAAUUCCGUGUACUACCACAUCUACGCCUUUUUUCGUGUGA
Messenger RNA from Phlebotomus argentipes, 4287 nucleotides. RefSeq names its product mucin-2-like. NCBI's taxonomy places the organism in Eukaryota, Metazoa, Arthropoda, Insecta, Diptera, Psychodidae. The record is from RefSeq and is a predicted model, not a curated record. The coding region runs from base 1 to 4287 and encodes 1428 amino acids. The transcript is spliced from 7 exons.